Symbiodinium necroappetens is the source of this 1017-nucleotide messenger RNA. NCBI's taxonomy places the organism in Eukaryota, Dinophyceae, Suessiales, Symbiodiniaceae. The record is from the annotation of a GenBank genome assembly.
GCCAGUAAAUCGCAGUCGCAGCCUGAUUACAGGAGCAGCCGCACAACUUCUUCUAAUGUGCUCUCGCCGGCCACUUGCCCAACACUGUUCUCAAGGAUGUGCCCGUCAUGGAGAAACGGUUUUCAGGAUCGUGCAGACGGAAAGAGCCAGGGUAUUUUCGAGGCUGUAAACGACCUGAAGCACAGUACUUCGAAGCCGUCCAAUGGCAAGGAGCAGAAGUUUGCUGACAAUGUUUUUGGCCGUAUUGCCGGUCAUCGCUAUUUCGAAGGGGCAACCAUGGCGGUGAUCUUGGUGAACGCAGUGUGCAUAGGAAUAGAUGCGGACUAUUCUGCCACGAAUGAUCGGCCUGCGAAGCUCUACGAAGGUCCAGCCUUCUUUAUCGUGACUGAAGUCUUCUUCGCUGUGUUCUUCACGACCGAGCUGGUCGUUCGCUUUCUCGCCUUUAAGCGCAAGUGCUUGUGCUUCUGUGACUUCUGGUUUCUCUUCGACUUCCUUUUGGUUGCCAUGAUGGAUGUGGAGACUUUCAUCCUUCCUCUCAUAGCAAGCGAAGGAGGCCCGCUCGGGAUAUUGAGUACCCUGCGGUUGCUGAGACUGUUGCGUGUGAGCAGAAUGGCCAAGCUGAUGCGAACUUUCCCGGAGCUCAUGCUCAUCGUCAAGGGCUUGGCCGCGGCUGUGCGCGCGGUGAGUUGGACUCUCGCGCUGUUGAUGAUGAUCCUGUUCGUGUGGUCCAUCAUUUUCACAAGCAUCUACCACCAGGGGACAAAGACUGAUGAGGAGGUUGCCGAUGGCAUCGGGAGCUUGUUCGGCAACAUGAGCAAAAGCGCGUUUUCGCUCAUCAUCAUGGGUACACUGCUGGAUGACGUGACAUAUUGCUGCAAUAUGAUUCGUGAAAGUGGCCAAAUCUUCAUGCUCGCAGUGUUCAUUGUCUUCAUCGUUAUAUCCUCCUUCAUGAUGUUGAACAUGCUGCUGGGUAUUCUCGUCGAGGUAGUGGCAUCCACAGCUGAAGGCUGGUACUAG